AUGCGCCCUUCGAUUCGGCUGCGGCCACCGAGACUCCCCAGGGUGCAUUGGCAGACAAGCCCAUGGAUGCCACUCGCUCGCCCGUGUUCAUGCUCUGCGCAGCCCAAAAGUGACCUUCCUCCCACCGACCACCGAGCUCUCGGCACCGCGCAGGAGCUCUUCACCUCGUCCGUCUACAGUCCUGGCUCGCCCCUGUUUCUCCCCAAUGGUACGCACAUCAUCAACAAACUCGUCUCCUUCCUCCGUACCCAGUACCUACAAUACGGCUUCCGCGAAGUCCUGACGCCGUCGAUCUACAAGCGCUCUCUGUGGGAGGUGUCGGGCCAUUGGCAGAACUACAAGGAUGACAUGUACGAAGUGACCGGCCGCGGGGCAAGCGGCGACAUGGACGGGGAGGCGGGCGAGGAUGAGUCGUAUGGCCUGAAACCCAUGAAUUGUCCGGGCCAUUGUCUGCUGUUUAAGUCGCAAACACACUCCUACCGCGAUCUGCCGGUGCGCUAUGCGGAUUUCAGCCCGCUUCACCGCAAUGAAGUUUCUGGGUCGUUGACUGGUCUGACCCGCGUGCGUCGUUUUCACCAGGACGAUGGCCACAUCUUCUGCCGUCCGCAGCAGAUCAAGUCAGAGAUUGCGUCGGCAUUGGGUUUCGUGGACAUGGUGAUGACGACCUUUGGGCUGGGCCCGUAUCGAUUAGUGCUUUCGACCCGACCCGAGAAGGAUUUUAUUGGGAGUAUCGACAUGUGGGACAGUGCGGAGAGUCAGUUGCGCGAGGCGCUGGACAGCACUGGGCGUGAAUGGGCGCUGAACGAAGGCGACGGCGCUUUCUACGGGCCUAAAAUCGACAUUCAGCUUCAGGACCAAGCGGGGAAGUACCAUCAGCUGUCUACCAUUCAACUCGACAUGAACCUGCCUCGGCGUUUUGAACUGGAAUACCAGGUUUCCGAAGGCGAGGAGGAUUACAACCCGGCUACUCCAGGAGUCGCCACCCCCGUGCUCGUUCAUCGCGCCAUUUUCGGCUCGCUGGAGCGAUUUUUGGCAUUCCUGAUCGAAGAAAAUGGCGGCCGAUGGCCAUUCUGGCUCUCACCCCGCCAAGGCAUUAUUUUGACCGUCAACCAGGACGAUGCCGUGGUGCGCCAAGCCCAAGAAGCAGCUGCGAAGUUCUCCGGAUUCCGCGCAUUGUUCAAUGAUGGGACUUCUCCUCCUCGGCCAUUGUCAUCCAACGACUCGACCUUCCUAAUCGAUGUCGACACCAGUGCGCAGACUCUCGGCAAGAAAAUCCAACGCGCUAAGCAGAUGAAGUACAAUUUCAUCUUCAUCCUGGGUUCGCGCGACGUGGCCGACAGCAGUAUAACCGUUGAUGUCACCGGGCAGAUGCAGAGCAAGACCGACCCGGAUGCGCAACAGUUUCAGAGGCUGAUGGGGGCUUGGGUUAGAGAAGAGGCAUUGAAGAACCCGCGCGCAGUGAAGCUCCCGGUCAACGACGUUCAUUCGCUGCUGGUGCAGCUUGAGAGAAGCUUUUUGUGA
Penicillium lagena is the source of this 1521-nucleotide messenger RNA. Its product is annotated as threonine--tRNA ligase MST1. The record is from RefSeq and is a predicted model, not a curated record. Gene Ontology annotation, molecular function: ATP binding; threonine-tRNA ligase activity. Gene Ontology annotation, biological process: threonyl-tRNA aminoacylation. Gene Ontology annotation, cellular component: cytoplasm. The transcript has a single exon. NCBI's taxonomy places the organism in Eukaryota, Fungi, Ascomycota, Eurotiomycetes, Eurotiales, Aspergillaceae. The coding region runs from base 1 to 1521 and encodes 506 amino acids.